This is a messenger RNA of Penicillium maclennaniae, 681 nucleotides long. RefSeq names its product chromatin modification-related protein EAF6/MEAF6. The coding region runs from base 1 to 681 and encodes 226 amino acids. Gene Ontology annotation, cellular component: NuA4 histone acetyltransferase complex. The transcript is spliced from 3 exons. Lineage: Eukaryota; Fungi; Ascomycota; Eurotiomycetes; Eurotiales; Aspergillaceae. The record is from RefSeq and is a predicted model, not a curated record.
AUGGCAGACACUGCCCCGGCCCAGACUGCCACGCCCGCGACCAACGCGCCAGCAGCACCAGCAACUGGCGCAACCGCGGGAACCACAAAUGCGCCCGCUGACCAAAAUGGCACGAGUCGCGGGCUACCAUACUACGAGAAAUUGCGCCGAGAGCUAAGAGACACGAUCGCGAACAAGCGCGCGAUGGACAGGUGCAUGGCCCAACUUGAAGACCAAAUUCACCGCUUCGAACAAUCCUACCUCGAAGAAACAACCGCCGGAAACAUCAUCAAAGGCUUCGACAACUACAUCAAGGGCUCAUCAAGCGGCUCCAGUCUGGGCGCCUCCGGACUGAGUCUAGGCUCUGGUGUCGGCGGACGCCGAAAAGCCGCAGUCACAGAUGCAGACCGGGUGUUCUCUAGAAGCUCUGCGAGCUAUAUGAUGGACUCUCCUGGCCCUUCGUCCGCACAGACAACACCCUCCCACGCCGCAACCCCGACCUCAACUACAGGCGGUAACAUUCCUCUAAAGAUUAACGGUGACGGCGGUGCGAAAAACACAGGUGGUUCGUCAAAGAACAAGAAAAAGUCAUCUGGUGGAUCGAAGAAUACAAAGGGCAAAAACCAGACAGAUGAGUUCUCCGAUGAUGGGGGUGAGAAACCGCCUGUCAAGAGGUUGAAAAUCAGCUACGGCAGAGAUUGA